Sitophilus oryzae (rice weevil) is the source of this 1534-nucleotide messenger RNA. RefSeq names its product methionine aminopeptidase 2 (gene und). The transcript is spliced from 5 exons. Gene Ontology annotation, biological process: proteolysis. The coding region runs from base 94 to 1470 and encodes 458 amino acids. Gene Ontology annotation, molecular function: metalloaminopeptidase activity. The record is from RefSeq and is a predicted model, not a curated record. NCBI's taxonomy places the organism in Eukaryota, Metazoa, Arthropoda, Insecta, Coleoptera, Curculionidae.
UACAGAAAACUUUACAACGAAUCGAUAAUGACGUAAUUCAUGUGACAAGAGACAAAUGAAAUGGCAAAAAUAUAUUUUUAAAUUUUGGAAAAAAUGGCUGCUUUGAAAACAGAAAUUAAGGAAGAGGAUGAUCAGCACGAGAAUCAAAAUGAAAAGGAAAUCGACAAUAUAGAUGAUUCGGCCGCGGACGCGAAGAAGAACAAAAAGAAAAAGAAGAAAAAAAAGACCGGUAGGGCAGAAAAUGCCGCAAACGGUGAAGAGCCUGUAGAAACGCCGGUACCUGACGAGAACGGUGUUGCCGAGGGAAAUGAAGACGGGGAAAAGAAGAAAAAGAAACGUAAUCGCAAAAAGGGUGGCAAGACCACCCAAACAGACCCCCCUUCUCUACCUAUCGUUGAACUGUUCCCCACUGGAGCGUUUCCUAUAGGGGAAAUCCAAGAAUAUGGUGCUAACAACGAUAAUAGAACCGCAAAAGAUCGUUUUACUUCAGAAGAAAAGAAGGCAAUUGAUAGAAUGCAUAAUGAUAUUUAUAAUGAAGUUCGCUUAGCGGCUGAAGCACAUAGACAAACUCGAAAACAUAUACAGAAAUGGAUCAAACCUGGGAUGACAAUGAUCGAGAUUUGUGAGGAAUUAGAAGGUGUAGCUCGCAAGUUGAUUGGCGAAGAUGGUUUAAAAGCGGGUCUAGCAUUUCCUACUGGGUGCUCCAGAAAUCACUGUGCGGCACAUUACACUCCAAAUGCUGGUGAUAAGACAGUUUUAGAGUAUGAUGAUGUAGUAAAGAUUGAUUUUGGUACACAUAUUAAUGGGAGAAUAAUAGAUUGCGCUUUCACGCAUACUUUCAAUCCUAAAUAUGAUAAACUGGUGGAAGCAGUUAGGGAUGCCACUAAUACUGGCAUAAAAGCUGCAGGUAUCGAUGUACAGUUGUGUGAAAUAGGAGCACAGAUUCAAGAGGUUAUGGAAUCGUAUGAAGUUGAAUUAGAUGGUAAAACUUAUCAAGUCAAAUCUAUUCGCAAUCUUAAUGGACAUUCAAUUUCACCAUACAGAAUACAUGCAGGCAAAACUGUCCCUAUAGUUAAAGGAGGUGAAGCAACUGUCAUGGAAGAAAAUGAAUUUUAUGCCAUCGAAACUUUUGGUUCGACUGGUAAAGGAGUAGUCCAUGAUGACAUGGAAUGUUCUCAUUAUAUGAAGAACUUUGACGUACCUUAUGUACCUUUACGUUUACAGUCAUCCAAAGCCCUGCUCAAUGUAAUCAACAAGAACUUCGGCACUUUGGCGUUCUGCAAACGAUGGUUGGAUAGGGCUGGUGCUACCAAAUACCAGAUGGCGCUCAAGGACCUGUGCGACAAAGGUAUAGUAGAUGAUUACCCUCCUCUGUGCGACAUUAAAGGUUGUUACACUGCCCAAUUUGAGCACACUAUCAUGCUGCGUCCGACUUGUAAGGAGGUGGUGUCUCGCGGGGACGAUUAUUAGUAUGUGAACGAUUUUUUAACCUAUUGAUUUUCACCUGAUUAAUAAAAUAUUGUUGUAUAACCAA